Messenger RNA from Schistocerca serialis cubense, 494 nucleotides. RefSeq names its product proline-rich protein HaeIII subfamily 1-like. The coding region runs from base 59 to 301 and encodes 80 amino acids. NCBI's taxonomy places the organism in Eukaryota, Metazoa, Arthropoda, Insecta, Orthoptera, Acrididae. The transcript is spliced from 5 exons. The record is from RefSeq and is a predicted model, not a curated record.
AGCGCCGCCUAUAAAGGCCGCCAGCGCCGUGGCAAGCAGCAUUCGCUGGCGCACCGCCAUGGCCUUCGAGAGGACUGCGUGGCUGCUGACUGCCGUGUUCCUGCUGGCCGCCGUCGCCUGCGCCCUUUCGCAGGAGCGGCAAGAUGGCGAGGAGAAAUCACGACCCACCACCAUCAGACCCAGGCUUCCGCCUCCCCGCCAGCAGAGGGACGUGCCGCCACCAGGGGGGCGUGAGCCCGCCUCCACCCCUAGGCCCGCCACCAUCCGCCCCCGGCCACCCGUCCAGAGACCUGGGCCAUAAGUAGAAACAGCACCAGAUCUAACGUAACACGUCUUCAAGUACUUAUGCUACUAUUAGAACCAAUCUGUGUAACAGUUCAGCUUGUCAGCGCAUAAUCUACCAAAUGGUAAAAUAAAAGCAGUGUGUUGGAAGAUGCAUUAUUUAGUGAUAUUAAUAAAGACCUGCCUGCAAUAAAAAAUUAUCUCCAAACAUU